Caenorhabditis angaria is the source of this 1070-nucleotide messenger RNA. NCBI's taxonomy places the organism in Eukaryota, Metazoa, Nematoda, Chromadorea, Rhabditida, Rhabditidae. The record is from the annotation of a GenBank genome assembly.
AUGCUGUUUUUAGAGACAUAUUUUUAAAAAUUUUACAUUUCUUCUGAUCCUUACGAUCAUUAAUCCACAAGACACAGCGGAAAUUUAAAAUAUUUAACUUACAAUGUUUUUCAGAUCACAUUUUAAAUUUCCGCUAUACUUUAAUAUAGUUUGGAAUAAAAAUCGAUCAGAGUCCCUUUCAAUUCUAAUUUUUUGCAGAUUUUGCACAUCGUGCGCCAAAUCCGAAUGCAUCAGCUACAGCCACGAUUUAUCGUGUUACUGUGAACCAUAUGAUAAUAUUUGGCGACGAUCUGGUUUUGAAACUGCUAGAUGGUGUCAAAAAUACGAAUUGAUUUGUGAUGAGAAAAAGCGGCGAGAAAAAGGAACCGAAUUAGUGCAAUUGAUGCAGGAUAAAAUUAAAGUUCAUUAUAGGUGUGUGAGGUAUUUACAGUAGUUUUCUGGACCCACUUUUUUCCAGAUGCUUGCAUUUAUUCAAUUUGCCAAGUGUAAUUUGUGACCCAUUUUCGACAAGAUUUGAUUGGUAUCGUUGUAUGAAGGUAAAUUAAUAAUAAUAAUAUCUUUAUUCUCCUCAUUAAUUAAUUAAUUCCAGUUUAUCUUCGAUUGUGAAUUAAUUUCUGAUUGGGAUGACGAUGAUUAUGAAGAUGUUGGAGUAAUUCAUGGAGAAGGACCAAAAACAACACCACAGGUUCGUUUAGCUCUCGUUGUUAGCUUUUUCGUAUUCAAUUUUCUCAUUAUUCAAAUUUCGCUAGAACAAAACAAAUAAACAAAAAAGAGUAAAUGAAUAUAUCCAUCUUUAAUUAUUUGCAGCCAAAGACCGCGCAUUACAAAAAGGAGGAAAUAUCAAUUUCAGAUCAAGCUGAGACGUUGUUGAGUAUGUUAUUUGAGAAAAAAGAAAAGGGUUUGAGGGGAUAUUCAGUGAAACUUAAAAAUGUUCCAUAUUGGGUGUACCCGUUGUCAGCUAAUGUUUUCCAGAAAGUGGUGUUACCAAAGAUCAAUUGGCUGCAAAUGCUGCAAUUCGAAACAAGGAGAAAGAACUGGAAACUGUUAUCAAAGGAACACCAGGAAAAUAA